AUGUCUGAAUUCAACGGCCGUCGGGCCCCGAACUUUUCCCAAUACCUGGAAGAUCUGAAUGCCAUCCCUUCGCCAUAUGAUCAGGCUAUGCAGCAGCAACAGCAAGAAUCCUACAACUUCGAUGCCGAUCUCUCGUUGUUUACCAACACCGAGUUUUUUGACUUCGACCACUUUGGCGACAUCAACCUGCCUGCUUUUGAUUCGGUGGAUAAGACUACAGUGAAGAGGGAGACCGCGCAGGAUGCCAACUCCGACAUGGAUUUCUUGAAUCUUCUAGGAGGCUUCGGCAAUGUCAACGACAUUCCAUCCUCCAAUGUGAAUGCGGUCAACACUCAAGCUGUGCCACCACCUCGCAACCCACAGUUCUCCGCUCUGCCGCCCUUGCCGAAUGCUCCCUACAAUGUGAACCCGGCUCCGAGUCAGGCGUCUUCACAACAUUCUCCGCAGUCAUCGUCAUCGAUGUCCCCUCCCGCUGCUACCGCUGUACCUCCUGCUACCACUUCCUCCUCGUCUGCCACCGCGCCGAAGCGUAAGAACACCCAGAAGGUCCCACCUAUGAGCGUCGAAGAGGUCGCCCGCAUCGCGGCGGAGGAAGACAAGCGCCGGCGCAACACCGCCGCCAGCGCCCGCUUCCGUGUGAAGAAGAAGAUGCGCGAGCAAGCUCUCGAGAAGACCGUCAAGGAGACCACGGAAAAGAACACCGCAUUGGAGGCUCGCGUCACAGCCCUGGAGUUGGAGAACCAGUGGCUGAAGAACCUCAUCACAGAGAAGAACGGGCAGACCUCAGAAGAGGCCAAAAAGUCGGAGAACGAUAUUGCCAUCAUGUUCCAGAAGUUCCUCGCCUCACAGCAGAAGGACAGCGAACGGAGUACUUCUGACUCCAAGAUCGGCGUAGGCACUGCCUAG
This is a messenger RNA of Aspergillus brunneoviolaceus CBS 621.78, 906 nucleotides long. RefSeq names its product putative bZIP transcription factor (MetR). Gene Ontology annotation, biological process: regulation of transcription by RNA polymerase II. Gene Ontology annotation, molecular function: RNA polymerase II transcription regulatory region sequence-specific DNA binding; DNA-binding transcription activator activity, RNA polymerase II-specific. Bases 1 to 906 code for a protein of 301 amino acids. NCBI's taxonomy places the organism in Eukaryota, Fungi, Ascomycota, Eurotiomycetes, Eurotiales, Aspergillaceae. The transcript has 2 exons. Gene Ontology annotation, cellular component: nucleus. The record is from RefSeq and is a predicted model, not a curated record.